AUGAAUUUAAGCAUGUUAACUCGCUUGACCGCCGUUUUAAUCACGGGAGCACCGAGAUUCACAAGGUUUUUUUGUUGAUAAAGUUGAGUGUUUUAGAUAAUUUGCUAAUUUCAAGAGGUUUGGCAUCAAUGGCGUCAGAAGCAUUCACCAAACAUCAAGUUAUUCCUGAUGUUCUCCCAUCUGGUGCUCCAUCGAAGACAUUGUCGGUUAAAUACAAUUCUGGAGUUGAAGCCAGUCUGGGAAAUGUUUUGACCCCAACUCAAGUCAAAGAUCAACCAGAAGUUAAAUGGGAUGCUGAAGAUGGAGCUUUGUAUACACUUAUCAUGACUGGUAAACAUUCUUUUAGAAAAUCACUAAAAAUGAAAACAUGUUACAGAUCCGGAUGCGCCAUCUCGCCAAGAUCCAAUUUAUCGCGAAUGGCAUCAUUGGCUCGUCGCAAAUAUUCCAGGAAACGACAUCUCGAAGGGAGAUGUUCUCUCGGCUUAUAUCGGAUCUGGUCCACCACCAAAUACUGGAUUGCAUCGCUACAUUUUCCUUUUGUACAAACAAUCGAAACGUAUCGAAGAUGCGGAACACGGAAAAUUGACAAACACAUCUGGUGAUAAGCGAGGAGGCUGGAAAGCUGCCAAAUUUGUUGAAAAACACGGUUUGGGACAACCGAUUUACGGAAACUUGUAUCAGGUAAUUGUUUCACUUCGUGUUUGUCUUGAAAUAAGUGUAAUUUUGAAUGUCAGGCCGAAUACGAUGAUUACGUUCCAAUUCUCUACAAACAAUUGGGAGCCUAA
Messenger RNA from Caenorhabditis angaria, 785 nucleotides. The record is from the annotation of a GenBank genome assembly. NCBI's taxonomy places the organism in Eukaryota, Metazoa, Nematoda, Chromadorea, Rhabditida, Rhabditidae.